Molecule: messenger RNA, 1374 nt
Organism: Punica granatum (pomegranate)
Lineage: Eukaryota; Viridiplantae; Streptophyta; Magnoliopsida; Myrtales; Lythraceae
Source: RefSeq, a predicted model, not a curated record
AUAAGAAACCGAUUAGGAUCCCACUGAAUCUACACACAUAAUAGUCAAGUGGCAAUGUCGAAGUCCCCGGAGCUCGAGCACCCUCAGAAAGCCUUUGGCUGGGCGGCCAGAGAUGCCUCUGGAGUCCUCUCUCCUUUCAAAUUUUCCCGAAGGGCAACGGGAGACAAAGAUGUGAAGUUCAGAGUGCUAUACUGUGGGAUCUGCCAUACUGACAUCCAUAACGUUAAGAAUGAAUGGGGAGUGACCAAAUUUCCCGUCGUCCCUGGGCAUGAAAUUAUUGGGGAAGUGACUGAGGUGGGAAGCAAGGUGGAGAAGUUCAAGGUCGGAGACAAAGUCGGAGUCGGCUGCUUGAUCUGGUCUUGUGGCUCCUGUGACAACUGCCACGGCCACGAUGAGAACUACUGCCACCAAAUGGUCCUCACUUACGGAGGGCGUCCGUACCCUGACGGCUCCAUGACCUACGGAGGCUACUCCAACAUAAUGGUGGUCGAAGAGUGCUUCACGUUAAGGAUUCCUGAUGCCCUGCCCCUUGAUGCUGCAGCACCUCUGCUGUGUGCCGGGAUCACAGUCUACAGCCCGCUGAAGUUCCACGGGCUGGACCGACCUGGGGUCCAUGUGGGUGUGGUCGGACUUGGCGGGCUAGGGCACGUGGCUGUGAAGUUUGCGAAAGCUCUGGGUGUCAAGGUGACAGUCAUCAGCACCUCCCCAGGCAAGAGAGAGGAGGCUCUCAAGCACCUCGGUGCCGACUCAUUCCUCGUCAGCACGGACAUGAGUCAAAUACAGGGUGCACUAGGAACAAUGGAUGGUAUCAUCGACACAGUCUCAGCGGUGCACUCUCUAUUGCCUUUGAUUGGUCUGCUCAAGACACGUGGCAAGAUCAUCAUCGUCGGUGCACCCGAUAAGCCCCUUCAGUUGCCCGCGUUACCCAUUAUUUUCGGGGCGAAUGGUAUAUAUGGGAGUUGCGUCGGGGGGAUCAAGGAGACCCAGGAGAUGAUCGAUUUUGCAGCAAAGCAUAACAUAACAGCCGACAUAGAGGUCAUUCCAGUCGACUAUGUUAAUACUGCCCUGGAACGCCUUGCCAAGGGCGAUGUCAAGUAUCGUUUUGUCAUUGACAUCAGGAAAACUCUCGAGGAGGCUUAGACGUAUAUUUUGCUGGGAUGGCAAUACAAAAUAAAUUCGUGGAACUGAAGUGAUCUGCCAUAAUAAUAGACUGCCUUUAAUUGAGGAAGCAGCCAUAGGAGAAAGUAUUCAUUUUUUUUUUGUUAUUAUUCCUAUUCAAGAUUUUGGUUUUACUUGGCAAAAAAUUGAGGAUUGUUGCUAUUAAUUGUUGCUAUUACUUGGAUAUAUAUUAAUAAGGUUUUUUUUCCCUAUUAA